Messenger RNA from Orcinus orca (killer whale), 18219 nucleotides. RefSeq names its product BCL2 like 1 (gene BCL2L1). Gene Ontology annotation, cellular component: mitochondrial outer membrane. The record is from RefSeq and is a predicted model, not a curated record. Bases 1043 to 1711 code for a protein of 222 amino acids. Gene Ontology annotation, molecular function: protein homodimerization activity; protein heterodimerization activity. Gene Ontology annotation, biological process: extrinsic apoptotic signaling pathway in absence of ligand; negative regulation of intrinsic apoptotic signaling pathway; intrinsic apoptotic signaling pathway in response to DNA damage. Lineage: Eukaryota; Metazoa; Chordata; Mammalia; Artiodactyla; Delphinidae. The transcript is spliced from 3 exons.
UAGCAACGGGGCGGUGGCCGGGCGGGUACCCGGCCUAGAGCGCGGAGGAAGCUGCGAGGCCGCAGCCCACCGACCCCGGGCUCCGGAGAGGUGCAGCUCCCGGCCCCCAAGCCCUCCCGGGGGCGCCAGGAAGCCGCCUGUCCCCAGGAAAACGUGGUCUCAGCUGUGGGGGGUCUCGAGCUGGCCUCGACCCCUCUCUCUGACACGAGAAGAGGCCCGGCGCCUCACCCUCGCCCGGUCUUUGUGUAGGGCGCCGGCGGCCAUUGUGUCCGUGCGGGGAAUGGAGGACCCGGCAAUCCCGCACCGCCACCGCCAAGUCCAGGGCCUUUGGGGAAUUCAGAGAAAACCAGCGGCGUUUCUGGGGGGUCCCCGGCUUUCAGCCUCCCAGAAAGGCCCGGGGAUGGCCUUUCCAAAGUCAGAGCGCAGAUCCGAGGCAGUUUUUCCCUCUCUCCGCCCCUCAUCGAAACCUUGAGCCCCAUUGAGAAGUCCCUUCAGGGUUUCUUCGGAAACCUCACCUUGGGCUGGUACUUAAAUAGAAAAAAACAAAAACUAAACCUCACACCAGCCAUCUCCGAGAGAGUUCUCCUGGCUCCCAGUAGGAGGCGGAGAGCCAAGGGGCGUGCAAGAGCGAGGGGGCUGGGCUCCCGGGUGGCAGGAGGCCGCGGCUGCUGAGCGGCCGCCCUCGAUCUGGGCGAUGGAGGAGGAAGCAAGCGAGGGGGCCGGUUCUUGAGCUUCGUAAUUCCUGUGUCGCCUUCUGAGCUCUCAGUCUGCCGGGUCGCAUGAUCCCUCCAGCCGGAGCUGCUUUUUUUGCCAGCCGCCGCGAGGCCGGUUGAGUUACCGGCAUCCCGGCUACCACCUCCUAGCCCGACCUAUGAUACAAAAGAUUUUCCGGGGGCUGCACCUGCCUGCCGUUGCCCGAGACAUUUGAAUAACCUUAUCUUGGCUUUGGAUCUCAGAAGAGAACCACUAAGCAGAGACCAGACUCAGUGAGUGAGCAGGUGUUUUGGACAAUGGACUGGUGGAGCCCAUCCCUAUUAUAAAAAUGUCUCAGAGCAAUCGGGAGCUGGUGGUUGACUUUCUUUCCUACAAGCUUUCCCAGAAAGGAUACAGCUGGAGUCAGUUUAGCGAUGUGGACGAGAACAGAACUGAGGCCCCAGAAGGGACUGAAUCAGACAUGGAAACCCCCAGUGCCAUCAAUGGCAACCCAUCCUGGCACCUGGCAGACAGCCCUGCGGUGAAUGGAGCCACUGGCCACAGCAGCAGCUUGGAUGCCCGGGAGGUGAUCCCCAUGGCAGCGGUGAAGCAAGCGCUGAGGGAGGCAGGCGAUGAGUUUGAACUGAGGUACCGGCGGGCAUUCAGCGACCUGACAUCCCAGCUCCACAUCACCCCAGGGACGGCAUAUCAGAGCUUUGAGCAGGUAGUGAACGAACUCUUCCGGGAUGGGGUGAACUGGGGUCGCAUUGUGGCCUUUUUCUCCUUCGGUGGGGCACUGUGCGUGGAAAGCGUAGACAAGGAGAUGCAGGUAUUGGUGAGUCGGAUUGCAGCUUGGAUGGCCACUUACCUGAAUGACCACCUAGAGCCUUGGAUCCAGGAGAACGGCGGCUGGAGGGGCCAGUGCAGCAGGGAGGAGUCCCCCCAACCCUUUCGGGACCCAGCCAACUUUGUUUCAAAGAGAGCCUUUUGGGAGCUUCCCUGGUGGCACAGUGGUUAAGAAUCCACCUGCCAAUGCAGGGGACACAGGUUCGAACCCUGGUCCAGGAAGAUCCCACAUGCUGCAGAGCAACUAAGCUGGUGCACCACAACUACUGAGCCCGCACGCCUAGAGCCUGUGUCCCACAACAAGAGAAGCCACCGCAAUGAGAAGCCUGCGCACCGCAACGAAGAGUAGCCCACGCUCGCUGCUACUAGAGAAAGCCCACGUGCACCAACAAAGACCCAAUGCAGCCAAAAAUAAAUAAAUAAAUAAACUAAUUUAAAUAAAAAAGAGAGCCUUUUUUCCAGAUUUAUUAAUUGAGAUAUCUCCAUUUGAAGACCCAGUUCUAUCCUUGAAAUACUUCCAGUUGAAUUAGAAAAGACGUAAUGCACAUGAAAAGAGAUCUUGUGAAAGCCAACAAUAAAUGCUAAAUGCCAAAUAAGAGCAGCACUUCAAAGGAGAGGUGACUUUUGUGCUGGGACUUACCGUAGAGUGAGGGAAAAGAGGAGCUGGUGCUCCAUGUGAGCUAAGUUGUGCAGGCUGGCAUGGACUCUCAAGAAGAGACAGAUAGGAGUGGUAGUCCAUUUUGGAGUGUGUGUGAAAGGGUCACUUAUUAGGUGAUAAAGCCAGAAAGGUCAGCUGGAGCCAGAUUUGUGGGAGCCUCAAGUGCCAGGGAGAGAGUCCGAGGCCCUCUUCGGCAGUCCUGGUAUCCCAAUAUAUAUAUCCCAUUGCCAGGUACAGAUGCCCAUCCUGGCCACCUUCUGGUCCACUGAUUCCCAGGUAGCAAUGCCAGCACCUGGCAUGAGAGCCAGGACCUAGAACUGACAGUGAGCAGAGGAGUAAGUGUGGGGUCCUUGUCAGUUUCGCCGGUGGCUGUCCCAGGUGCAUUCAUUCAUUUGUUGAUUCAGCAGAUGUUUAUUGAGCACCACCACAUGCCAGGCACUGUGCUGAGUGCUGGGGGUGCUGUGAUGAACUAGACAGUCAAGGACACUGCUUUCACAUAUGUGAGCUGGGGAGGCAGCUAGCCUGAGAAACAAGAUGAUUUCAGAUAGAGGGUUAAAUAAUUUAAAGAAAAUGAAACUGAGUAAUGCAGUAUCUAGGGAACCAACUUUAUACGAGGAGAUCAAGAAGGCCUCUCUGAGGAGAUGACUUUUGACCUGAGAGUAGAUUAAGGAGCAAGCCGGCCUGGGAAGAUUUGAAGCAAAGAUUUUGCAAACAGAAAAGCAAGGCAGAUUGAACUUGGCUCGUCCAGACUUUGGGCCCACGCAGAUACUCGGCUCUGACACUGGUGGGCCCACUGUGGGCCUUGCUUCCCCUUUGUGUUAUGGGUCUUUCACUCCUCCCUCCCAGGGAUCCAAAGGGAGUUACGGCGACUACCACUUACUGAGCACCUUUCCCAAAUCAGGCACUCUACAUCCAUUUUCUCGUUUAUUCUCCCACCCAGCCUGUGUGAUGAGUAGGCUGUCGGCUCCAGUUUCUUUUCAUGAGGAAAUUGAGAUUGAGAGAAAUGAAGUUCCAUGCCUAGGGUCCUGCAGCUUGGACACACUGGAUCCUGAAUUCAGACCGACAUUGGUCUGGCUCCAAAAGCCAGGCUUUUUUCCAGUGCUCCACCCUCAAAUAAGCGAAGCAUUGUUAGUUCAGGAUGUGCAGAAAGCUGCUGAGCAAAAGGAGAGUUAGGGCAGCAUCUUGGAAUGAGGGUCUUGAAGGACACCUACUGUCCUCUCAUCUGAUAGGACUCUUUUUGCUAAACUUCAGGAGGAUGCUCCCAGAGCCCGAGGUUACUAUUGGCCUUUUCCAGAGGCAUGUUCGGGCUUAGCCAGCUGAGUAUCCCCCAGUUUCCUGCUUUUACCAUCUCAGCUGCUGGUCAGGAGGUUUAGGAAGGUGACAUCAUCUAGCUGAAUCAGCUGCUGCUUCUAGACACAUUAACGGGAACUGAAAGUCAUUGCCCCUUCCUUCCUGCUCUGCAAGUCUCUUCAGAACGAGGCUGGGGUACAGACAUUCCACCUGUCUGCAGGGUCUUAGCUGGAACAGUGCUCCCCACUUUUAAGGAACUAGAAGGUGCAUUCUCCUGGACAAAGGUGUCCUCAAGGCUUCUCAAGCUAAAAGGAACAGUACCCUUGAGGGGUAGGAUUCACAGGAGGGCCUCCAUCCCUCUCCUCCACCUUCAUUUAUCCCUGUGACUUUGACGAGAAUUCCUGACCCUUCUGAUCUCCUUUGCCCAAGUCCAAGGCUCAGCUCCAGCACUGUAGGAUGGGCAAACAAAUGUUAUUUGUGGACUUUGACCUUAAGGCAUGUAGAGUCGGGUCAAGGGGACAAAAAGACAGCUUAUAUUUUAGAGCAGAGCAUCCACCACACUAUGAUCUAUUGGAUAUCCUCCCUUGACCCAAUGACUGAAAAGGAAAAAAAUAAAGAAAAAGAAAAGUAAUAAGAUGGCUCAGGGCCAGGUGACUAGGACAAUAGACAGCUUACUUGCUCUGUGACUUUGCCUCUCUCAGCUUCACUGUUUUCAUGUGUAAAAUGGAAGUCACCAAGGUAUGUGGCUCCUUUGAUCAUUGGAAUAUUACACAGCACAUGUACAGCAUUCAGCAGUGCAUGCAGCACCCAGGGAGUACUCAGUGAAUGGUAGCCCUGUAGAUAGGUUCUCAAAAGAAGGCCAUUGAGUAAGGGGAACUGGGCUUUGGAGUCUGGAUAGGCUGUGGAUGGAUGCUGGCUGGAAGCAGACUAUUCAGAUGAGAAGAGGACAGACUUUGGAUGCUGACAGUCUGCUGUGGAGUCGUGACAGGUGACUUUACCUCUUAGAGCCUCUGUUUUCUUCUCUGUAAAACUUGGGUACUGCUAGAACCUGCUUCACAGGACUGUUGAGGGGGUUAGUGAGGUGCUAUCUUGAUAAUGGAAGCUGCUGAGGGAGUCCCCAGCAUGUGCUGUUGUUGUUUCUCAUUUGGCAGGAGAACUAGCCUGGUUAACGGCUAGAAGUGGGGGGACUUCUCUGGUGGUCCAGUGGUUAAGAAUCUGCCUUCCAAUGAAGGGCACGCGGGUUUGAUCCCUGGUCGGGGAACUAAGAUCCCACAUGCUGCAGGACAGCUAAGCCUGCGCACCACAACUACUGAGCCCGCACACCACAACGAAAGAUCCCGCAUGCCAUGCCACAACUAAGACCCAGCGCAGCCAAAAUUUUAAAAGUUUAAACAAAAAAAAAAAAAAAGCUAGAAGUGGGAUGUGAGAGGGCAGAGCUAUUUUUUUUUUAAACAUCUUUAUUGGAGUGUAAUUGCUUUACAAUGUUGUGUUAGUUUCUGCUGUAUAACAAAGUAAAUCAGCUAUACGUAUGCAUAUAUCCACAUAUCCCCUCCCUCUUGCAUCUCCCUCCCACCCUCCCUAUCCCACCCCUCUAGGUCGUCCUAGAGCACCUAGCACCCAAAGCACCGAGCUGAUCGCCCCCGUGCUGUGCGGCUGUUUCCCACUAGCUAUCUGUUUUAUAUUUGGUGGUGUAUAUAUGUCAUUGCCACUCUCUCACUUCGUCCCAGCUUACCCUUUCCCCUCCCUAUGUCCUCAAGUGCAUUCUCUGCAUCUGCGUUCUUAUUCCUGUCCUGCCCCUAGGUUCUUCAGAACCAUUUUUCUUUUUUAGAUUCCAUAUAUAUGUAUUAGCAUACGGUAUUUGUUUUUCUCUUUCUGACUUACUUCACUCUGUAUGACAGACUCUAGGUCCAUCCACCUCACUACAAAUAACUCAAUUUCGUUUCUUUUUAUGUCUGAGUAAUAUUCCAUCGUAUAUAUGUGCCACAUCUUCUUUAUCCAUUCAUCUGUCGAUGGACACUUAGGUUGCUUCCAUGUCCUGGCUGUUGUAAAUACUGCUGCAGUGAACAUUGUGGUACAUGACUCUUUUUGAAUUAUGGUUUUCUCAGGGUAUAUGCCCAGUAGUGGGAUUGCUGGGUCGUAUGGUAGUUCUAUUUUUAGUUUUUUAAGGAACCUCCAUACUGUUAUCCAUAGUGGCUGUAUCAAUUUACAUUCCCACCAACAGUGCAAGAGGGUUUCCUUUGUCUCCACACCCUCUCCAGCAUUUAUUGUUUGUAGAUUUUUUGAUGAUGGCCAUUCUGACCAGUGUGAGGUGAUAGAUACCUCAUUGUAGUUUUGAUUUGCAUUUCUCUGAUGAUUAGUGAUGUUGAGCAUCCUUUCAUGUGUUUGUUGGCAAUCUGUAUAUCUUCUUUGGAGAAAUGUCUAUUUAGGUCUUCUGCCCAAUUUUGGAUUAGGUUGUUUGUUUUUUUGAUAUUGAGCUGCAUGAGCUGCUUGUAAAUAUUGGAGAUUAAUCCUUUGUCAGCUACUUCGUUAGCAAAUAUUUUCUCCCAUUCCAAGGGUUGUCUUUUAGUCUUGUGUAUGGUUUCCUUUGCUGUGCAAAAGCUUUUAAGUUUCACUAAGUCCCAUUUGUUUAUUUUUGUUUUUAUUUCCAUUUCUCUAGGAGGUGGGUCAAAAGGAUCUUGCUGUGAUUUAUGUCAUAGAGUGUUCUGCCUAUGUUUUCCUCUAAGAGUUUGAUAGUGUCUGGCCUUACAUUUAGGUCUUUAAUCCAUUUUGAGUUUAUUUUUGUGUACGGUGUUAGGGAGUGUUCUAAUUUCAUUCUUUUACAUGUAGCUGUCCAGUUUUCCCAGCACCACUUAUUGAAGAGGCUGUCUUUUUUCCACUGUAUAUUCUUACCUCCUUUAUCAAAGGUAUGGUGACCAUAUGUGCGUGGGUUUAUCUCUGGGCUUUCAAUCCGGUUCCAUUGAUCUAUAUUUCUGUUUUUGUGCCAGUACCAUCCUGUCUUGAUUACUGUAGCUUUGUAGUAUAGUCUGAAGUCAGGGUGCCUGAUUCCUCCAGCUCUGUUUUUCUUUCUCAAGAUUGCUUUGGCUGAGGGCAGAACUAUUGCUCAUUCCCUCUCUCACCUGGACAACUCUACAGCCACCUCCAUGCUUCUUCCCUUGCACACCGCCCCCCCCUCCCAAUCUGUUAGCCAUAUAGCAACCAGUGAUUCUUCUAAAGUAGAGGUCAGAUCCUGUCAUUCUUCAGUUCAGAACCCUCCAGUGACUCUUCAUUCAUGAGAAUAAAAACCAACGUGUAUACAGUGCAGGGACGGUCCCCUAGAAAUAAGUGUCCUAGGCUCAUUCCUAAUCAGAAGCAGCCCUGUUCCAGUACCUUUGUCCCUGUGUGUGUGUGCAUGUGUACAGGCACAAGUGGAUGACGCAGUGGUAAUGCUAUACAUCCAGGACAUUUCAUAAUAGGGAAGGAUGUUGACCACUGCUUUGGGGUACCAAAGGUCAUCUGGGCUGAGAAAGCUAAGGGCACUCAGGCAGGUCUUCCUCCCUUCUGAAUCUGAGUCAUUUCCUGAGAGAUGUUGGUCAUUCAUUUAUUUGUUCAUUAACAAAUAGUUAUUGAGUACCUGCCAUGUGUUAGACACUGAGCUAUAGGUUGGGUAUACAGUGUAAACUAACCAGAGUCCCUGUAUUCACUAUAUGAGCAAAGGUGGGAGCAAGAGACCAGUAAGAAGCUGGGCAGGUGAUGAUGGUGGUUUGUACGAGGGUAGAGAUGUGGCCAAAGUGGUGAGCAGUGGUCAGAGCAUAGAUACAAUUUGAAGGUCAGGGCCACUGGAUCUGCUAAUGAUUGGAUAAGGGGUAUGUGAGAGAAAAAGGAGUCCAGGUUUUUGGCCUGCGCAACAGGAAGGAACUUGCUGCCGUUUAAUGAGAAGGGGAAGACGUCACGGCCAGUAGUUUCCUGCGAGGGCUCCUGCAUGCAAGUCCUAGUUUGUUCACUCUUUGACUUUUUUUUUGGGCAAGUGUUUAAGUAUACCAAGCCAAGGUCUCCUUGAAUGUAAACCUGCUCUCUAGGCCAUAGGCAGUCUGGUGCUGUGAAAAUUAAAUGGAGGUAAUUUGUGUGAAGGGCUUUUAGGACAGUGCCUGGCAUGUAGUAGGUCUCUGAUCAUUACUAUUGUGGAAGACAGGGAAGCCCAAGACCAAGCAGGCAUCAGCUCCCACCCCACCUCCACCACCCUCUCAAGGAGGCAGCUCAGACACCAUCUGUCCAGCAGAGAAAAGCUGUAGGGAGACAGCUUUUGGGGGGCAUUAGAUAGAUGAGCCCUUCCCAAGAAACCUAAUCUCAUUCUCAGCAGGUGCUAAUCCCAGCAGCCUCCCUUGGUAUCUGAGCCCAGCCCACCCAGUUCCUUCCCCGCCUCCACGCUGAGUCCCAGACCCUCUUCCCACUUCUCACCAUCUCUAAGCUGCCACUAGCACACUUUCUUACCAGAUGGAGGGGCUCCUAAAGGAGGAGACUGCCAUCCAUCUGACUGGGCCCAGUCCCUUACAUGUGCAGGUCAUCAGGGGCUUCAGGUGCCACCUGUCCAGAGGGCCCUGCCCCCACAGGUGCCAGUUCCUGGGCGUGGUGCUUGAUCCAGGCAGAUCUAGGCUGGAGCCAGCUGGAGCCAGAGACUCCCACUGUGCCCCAGCUGCUGCCUGCCCUCCCACCCACAGGCUGAGAAACAGGCUUAACUCUUUGGACACCACACAUGUAGCCAGAGUUAGUGGUUGCAGUUCUGGCUCCCAGUAUGCACUGUUCCAGUAUAACUUUUUUUUUUUUUUUUAAGAAAUUUAUCAUAAAUACAACAGAGAAUAUCUUAUGUGUAUGUGAAGUUUCAAGACUAGGAAAAUAAUCACCUGUAAACUCAUAACUCAGUUUAUGAAUACCUUAGAGCCCCCUGUGUGUCCUCUCCAAUUACAGCCACACCCUACCCAUUCUCCUGAGAUUUGUGUCUGUCGUUCCCUUGCCUUUAAAAAAAUGUUUUAGUGUGUGUGUGUGUGUAUGCUUCUGCAUGCUUUUAAAUUUCAUUUAAAUAUCAUACUGUGUGUAUUCAUCUGCAGUUUUCUUUUUUUAUUGAACAUUGUGAGAUCCCUCGAUGUUAUGUGUAUAGUUGUAGUUCAUUCAUUUUCAUAUCCCUUUGUAUGAUUAUGUCUCAGAUUAUGCAUCCAUUCUACUGUCAGUGAUUAUUUGGGUUGUUCCCUUGUUUUUGCUAUUUCAAACAAUGUGGUUUUGAACAUUCUGUGUGUGUCUCCCUCGCAUGCACACGUUCAAGAGUCUCUCCUGGGCAGUGGUUCCGAGACUUCAGCUGCUUAUCAGAAUCACCUGGAGGGCUUGUUAAACCACAGAUUGCUGGGCUCCACCACCACAGUGCUUGAUUCUGUAUGUCUGGGGUUGGGGCCCUGAGAAUUUGCAUUUCUAACAACUUCCCAGGUGAUACCGCUACUGAGGGUCCAGGAACCACACUGUGGGAAACAUUGCUGUAGGGUAUAUACUCAGGAGUGGAAUUGCUUGAUGGAAGGUAAUGCCCAAAUGUUUCCCUAUGUGUUUGUAAGAAUUUAUGCUGGAAACAGCAGCAUUUGAAUUUCCAUUGCUUUACAUCUUAAUACUUGAUAUGGUCAGACUUUAAAAUUUUUAUAUAGCUGGUGGGUGUGAGAUGGUAUCUUGGGGUUUUAAUUUGCAUUUCUCAGUGGAGUUGAGAAUCUUUCCUUACAUCUGUUGACCGUGUUUCUUCUUUUGUAAAAUACCUGUAAAAGUCUUUGCUCUGUUUUCUUUUCAUAUGCCUUUUUCUUAUGGAUUUUUAGAAAUUCUUUAUGUAUUCUGAAUACUAAUCUUUUUUAUAUAUAAAUUUAUUUAUUUUGGGCUGUGUUGGGUCUUCGUUGCUGCACGUGGGCUUUCUCUAGUUGCGGCGAACAGGGGCUACACUUUGUUGCGGUUUGCGGGCAUCUCGUUGUGGUGGCUUCUCGUUUCGGAGCACGGGCUCUAGGCGCACAGGCUUCAGUAGUUGUGGUGCAUGGGCUCAGUAGUUGUGGCUCAUGGGCUCUAGAGUGCAGGCUCAGUGGUUGUGGCACACGGGCUUAGUUGCUCAGCGGCAUGUGGGAUCUUCCCGGACCAGGGAUCGAACUCGUAUCCCCUGCAUUGGCAGGCGGAUUCUUAACCACUGCGCCACCAGGGAAGUCCGUAUUCUGAAUACUAAUCUUUUGUCUGCACGUGUUAUGAAUAUAGGCUCGCAGUUUGCCUUUUCACUUUAUAUAUGAUGUCUUCUGAUAACUAGAAUUUCUUAAUUUUAAUGUAGUUGAAUCUUUUCUUCCAUGAUUUACACCCUUUAUGUUAUGUUGAAGAAAUACUUCCUUAAUCUGUAGUCCUAAAGACAUUUGUCUAUAUUUUCUUCUAAAAGUUUUAAAGUUUUACCUCUCACGUUUAAGUUCUUAAUAGAUCUGGAAUUGACUCUCGUGUCAUCUUAGUAUUUUUGUUGGUGGAAUACCCUUAUUUCGAUAGGUUUUAAACAUCUACAGAUCUGAAUUAUUUAUAACUUGAGUUGUACCUGGAGCUUAUUAUAUACACUGCAUUAAUAUUUCAUAUUGAACAAAGGUGCCCUCUUUGGGAAAGAGUUUUGAUCACAUUUAAACCCCUUCCAAGACUUUUGUUGGAUUUUUCAAAUUUAGAUAUGAUAAUGGUAUUGUGAUUAUGGAUUUUUUUUUCUCUUUUAGAAAUACAUGCUAAACUAUGUCUAGAAUUUGCUUCAGAAUAAUACAGAGAGGUGAGGGAGAGUUGAAACACAUGAAAUCAGAUUGAUACUGAGUUGAUAAUUGUUGAAGCUGAGUGACGGUGGUUCAUUUUAUCAUUCUGUCUACCUUUGUACAUGUUGAAAUAUUCUCAUAAUAAAAAGUUAAAAAUAUCCAAGGACUAUUUCCAGGGUUACUUAUGAGGUAAAGCAUCUUUUAUUAUAUUUUAUUAGCCAGGUAUAUAUCUUACAGAGCCAGCUGGGUCUCCAUUUACUUCCAGGAGUCCCUGAUAGAGUGUUUUUAGCAUGCAGGCAGAUUGUUAAGGAAAACGGAGGAGAAGGAGUAGUAGGGGCCUUAGGGGAAGAAAGGUGGGGCUUCCCUGGUGGCACAGUGGUUUAGAAUCCGCCUGCCAAUGCAGGGAACACGGGUUCAAGCCCUGGUCCGGGAAGAUCCCACAUGCCGCGGGGCAACUAAGCCACCCGCGUGCCACAACUACUGAGCCCAUGUGCCACAACUACUGAGCCUGCAUUGCCACAACUACUGAAGCCCGUGCGCCUAGAGCCCGUGCUCCACAACAAGAGAAGCCACCACAAUGAGAAGCCCGUGCGCUGCAACGAAUAGUAGCCCCUGCUCACUCACUGCAAUUAGAGAAAGCCCGAGCGCAGCAACUAAGACCCAACGCAGCCAAAAAUAAAUAAAUAAAAUUUAAAAAAAAAAGAUCCAAUGCCUUCUUUAAAAAAAAAAAGAAAGAAAGAAAGGUGGGAAGAGGGCUCCCUCCAGGACUAGGUUCCCUCCUUUCCCUUUUUUCUUCUGAGACUAUCAGGGAUAAUUUUUACUUUAACCUGAACCUUCUUUCCCUGUUACUCUACCUGGACAGACUUAACCCAGAGGAUAGAGGGACCUCAUCAUGGAUCCUGGUCCUCUCCUAGGGCCAAAGGAUCAGAGAUGUUGGCAACCCUAGUGCAGUUGGUCACACAGCAGUGAUGUUAUUUUGCUGUCACAGGAGGCAAAUACCAGAGUCGUCUUUUUUUUUUCUGAUAGUAUGAUAACUGGCCAAAGGGUCUGUCUUUGGGGAGUCCCAGCUGCUUCUCAUGGGAGAAUUAUUCUCUCUCUCCCUUCUCUCCUCUCUCAAACCACUCCCCCUUUAACUUUUUAUUAGUUUUCUUGGAAUAGAUAGUAUAUUCAUGGGGUUCAAAUUUUGAAAGGAAUAAAUGUCUCCCUCCCACUUUUUUCUCCUAGCCACCCAGUUCCCUUCCUGGGAGAAUGGACUCUGUAGACAUAAGCAAACACAUAUGUUUCCCCUGGUUUUUAUACAGAUGGUUGUGUGCUGUAAAUACUAUUUGGUACCUUGAUUUUCUCACUUAACAGUGUCUCUUAGAGAUCACUCUGUAUCAGUCCAUCAAGAGCUUUCUCAUUCUUAAUAGCUACGGAGUAUUCCAUACAUGGUACCGUCCUCUAUUUAACCAGUUUCCAGUGGUAAACACUUUUUUGCAGUCUUUUGCCAUUAGGAUACUCAAUGAAGAGCCCGAUAUAUUUGUCAUUUGGCCCAUGUAUGACUACAGGGUAUCUGUGGAGGAUAAAUCCCUAGAUGUGGAAUUGCAGGGUCAAAGGGCAUGUGCACUUGUGAUUUUGAUAGAUGUCACCAACCUGGGCUGGUAGCAGCAAGUGCCAGUUUACAGGAGCAUCUUUCCUCCCCUCACCCCUUCCACUGGGCAGGGUUUGAUUCAGCACAUUUAUUGAGUGCUUUCCAGUGCCAGGCUCUGGAUACAAAGAUAACACUUUCAUGUAUCAAGUGAAGUUGUGACUGUGUGCCAGACACAAGCAUGUUAUCUGGUAAUAAAGCCACCGAAGGAGGAAGGUUUUUAGAUGAGAAAAUUGAAGCUCAGGAAGUUUAAAUAGUGUGCUGUGGUCACUCACCCAAGCUAGUAAGUUGCGGAGCUGGGAUUUAAACCCAGGUUUGAAUCCUCUAACCCCUGUGCUCUGUGCUUUUAAAGAACACCCUGGCUGCCUCUUGGAAGGAGUAACACAUGGUCUUAGAGUCUAACACAGAUGAGGAAUCAGACUCACAGUAACUGGCCAAAAGAACACAUAGCCAGGAAGCUAUGGAGUCCCCAGGGGGGAACCACAUAUGUCUGAUCUGAGGCCUCUGGUCUGUACUGAGCUGCCUCCCUUCCUUCUAUAGAAAGAGUUUCCAAAUCUAAUCAGGAUUCUGUCAAGAGGACUUUCUCCAUCCAGAGCUCCAGUUGCUAUAGAGAGCCAUAAGUCGUACUGGUUCUUGGUGUGCAAUCUAUUUAUUGGCCAUCAGAGGGGCCCAUAGACAUAACCCCAUUUAUUGAGUACCUGUUAUGUGCAAGGUGCUAUAAGGUGCACUAAUGUCGUAUUUUUAACCCUCACAAUAAUCCUGCUUGGGAAACAUAUUAUUGUCCCCGUUGUCCAGAUUAGUGAACUGAGAGUAAGACAGGUCAAAUGCUAAUAAGGACAGAAUCCAAAUACAAUCUGUUAGACUCAGACACACUCACUCGCUCCCUCUGGUGUCCAUUGAUUUCCCUUGGCUCUCUCUGCCUCUUCCAUUUUUCUGUAUUGCUUGGUGCCCUCUCCAGAUGGUGAAUCUGGCUUCUCCACCUCACACUGACUGCUUUAGAGGAGAGGGCCUACAGCUUCCAUUUACCUCAUACUCCCCACCCCUGUGCCCACUAUUCAGCACAGGGUAGCAAAGAGUGUGCUGCAGUGUGAUGCCCGAGGAUUGGUUGGUGAUCAUUGGCGAUGGCCCCCACUGAUAUUACUUCAGAAAGAACCCAUCUCCCAAUGGUAUAACAGGUGCUCUUUGCACACCUGUCAUGUGCUCACUGCUCCCAUGGGAGAGAAGAGAUGUAUAAAGUACGGGCCUAGCUCUCAACAACUUAGGUCAUGAGACUGCAAGUACCAAAGUCAAUGGAAACGACUACAGGAUUAGAAGAGUUCAGAAGAGGGAGGAAGCGUAACAUAAUUAGAAUCAUAGCAAACAUUUAUUGAGCCCGAUGGGGUAGGUCUUAUGCCCAUUUUAUAAACAAGGACCCUGAGACUCAGAGUUUAAGUGAUCAGCCCAGAGUGCACCGCAAAUAAGUGUCAGAUUUAGGACUCUGAGUCCCUCCAUGGCCUCUCAGGGAGAGCACUGUGGGCUCUAUGCUGGGUGGCCUGGAGACAUUGACUAAGGUUUGUCCAGUGCUGCUUUGUGUUCAUAUAUUAUCUCAUUGAGCCUCUGUUUAUGCCAGGAGGUGUAGAGGAGGUCUUCCUCUUACCAUGGAAGCUACUGAGGUCUUCUGACUCCAAAUCCCAAGUCCUGUCCACCAUCCGUGCCACCUCCACAUUUCUGUAGUGGGAGAACACAGGCUCUGCGAUCAGACAGAAGGGGGUUAGAAGGGGGUUCUAACCCCCUUCCUCCAUUUUGUGUCUCUAGGAUCUUAAGAUUUGCAGUUUGAGGCAAUUGCAGGUGAAGAACAUGCCCUUUGGGAGGCAGGCAUACUCUAAGGGGUGAAUGACAUAAGGGAGGCAUAAUAAUGCCAAAGUUCCUAUAGUGCUUUUUUCAAUGAACUUUCAAGUCUUUGGUUUACAUAUGCAGAAAGUGAUGUGCCCCCAGAGGUAAAGUGACUUACCCAAGACCACACAGUGAGUUAAUAAACAGCAACACUGGGAUUAGAACUCGGGUCUCUUGUCACCUAAGAGAGUUUACUUCUUCCCUAUACAAUACUGCUCCCCCACAGGGGUACGGGGGUGCUGGAGGAAGGCCUAGGGUUGGGAUCAUAGCACUCUGGAGCUGGAGAGAGAGCCUUAGAGAUCCUCUGGUCCAUCCUCCACACUUGACAGAUGAGAAGAGUGAGGCCAGGGUGAUUAACUGACAUGUCCAGAGCCAGACAUGUCUCUGUCACCACAGAGCGGUGGUGACUAAGGUCCCAGGUCCUUUUCAUACUAUCUUGCAAAACUGGAUUCCAAAUUGCUUUUUUUCUAUGCAAAUCUAAACCUCACUCCAAAUGCCAGCAGUUUACAAUUAGAACAGCUGUUUAGUUUGGGGAGUUUUUUUCCCAAAUAGAAUCUCAUUCUCAUUUUCUCUCUCUCUCUCAAUUCUUAUUAAGGAUGAUAUACUAGAAGGGGGAGCAGGGGGAAGUUCAGUGGAAGACCUUGAUAGAAAAAAGGUAAAAAUUUGAUAGAUUCUCUGAAGUCUAGGGAGGUCCUCAAAGCCAGGAAAUAAUUUAGAGGCCAGCCCCCAGACUAUCCCAGCCAGCUCACCGCUGGUCCCGCCCAACUCACAAUAGGUCUUCAGAAGACCCAGCCUUCCCUUGGCAGCUGCAUCUGGUGAACACCAACGGAAAUCCCUGGUAUUUUUCUUUGCAUGCGACCAACCGUGGAGAUGUAGGUCAGGCGUUGCUGGCCUGGCAGUUACAACAGCUCUAUCUCUACCCCUGCACCUGCAGCCAUGUUUGCUAAGCCCUGUGGGGAUGGGAAAAGAAUGUUCCCCUCCAAACAGGGAUCAAAUCCUCAAGGGCCUAUGUAGGCGGAGCUGACUGGAAUUAGGAGGGUGCUGGAAGAGACCAUCUGGAAUGUGGGGACUAGGAGGGUGUCUCUGUCUCUUUCCCCCUUAAUGUCUAAUGCCUGCUGUGGUUAGUAGUAGCAGGGUUGGUGGUCCUCUGCUCAGCACAACUUAGCAUCAUCAUCACUGAUGGAGGAGACUGGGAAGGUCUCAGCUUCACGCUGGGCUCAGCUGGGCCCCUAGGCCUGCACCUGAACCCCCAUGCCUGUCUGGUGUUUACGGGAUUGAAGCUGCCACCCUUUGGGACCUAGCCUGUUUUCAUUUCUGCUCUCAGCUGUCUGGUGUCCGCAGACCUCACCUACAGGUUUAUGCAUGCCCGUCCCCCACGAUGCAGCCCCACAAGGGUCCUUCUGCCUGGCAUACUCCACUUUGGCCUUUGUUCUCUUCAGCAGAGCUGCCAGUUCUGUGCCUGGCCAAGGGGAGAGCUUUCUUGUCCCCUCAGAUAGGCUCUGUUGGUCCAUCCUAGCUGUACCCGUCCCAAGAUUCAAUCUCUCUGCCUGCACUCUGGGGGGCGGGGCUGUGGUUCCAAGGCAGGGAAGGGGCACCUGUGUGGCUGCUCUGGACUGGCCUCUAAUGGGCUGGCUUAUUUUGUCCUGAGCUUUCUCCUGCCCUAGACUUCAUGUAUCUCCUUUGUAAAGAUGUGGGACCAAGAUCAGUACCUGUACCAUUGAUCUUUAAGGUAACUUAUAGUUGAUAUGCAGAUAAACAUUUAAGAUUUUUAGUAGUGUUUUUAUUUUAUGUUGAUUUCCGUCUGUGGCAAAUGAUACUGGUUUUCUGUUUAUAGUAGUAUUCAUAAUAAUAUAAGUUGCCUUUUCAUUUCAUUUAUUCAUUUAGCACAUACUUACUGAGUGUCUGCUCUGUGCCAAUCACCGUUCUAGCUACUGGGGAUAUCUGCCUUCAUGGAGUUUACAUUCUAAAAAGACAGGGAGGGCUUCCCUGGUGGCACAGUGGUUGGGAGUCCGCCUGCCGAUGCAGGGGACGCGGGUUCGUGCCCCAGUCGGGGGGGAUCCCACAUGCCGCGGAGUGGCUGGGCCCGUGGGCCGUGGCCGCUGGUUCUGCGCGUCCGGAGCCUGUGCUCCACAAUGGGAGAGGCCACGACAGUGAGAGGCCCGCGUACCACACACAAAAAAAAGACUGGGAAUGAUGGUGGGGGUGGAGGGUGGCUAGGUAUCUGUUGGUAUUUGUUUGUUUUAAUAAAGAGUGAUUGGGAAAGGCUUCUCUGAGGAGGAGCCAUGGGAUGAGAGAUCUGCAUGACCUGAAGGAGUAAACCAUGUAACAGUCUGUGGUAAGGACAUUGUAGACAGAGGGUACAGGUACAGAGACCCCAAGGUGAGAAGGGUGUUUUUGGCAUGUUUGAGGAAGAGGAGAGGAGACCAGGGUGGCUAGAACAGAGUGGCAGAGGAGAGAGUGGUAGAAGACAGAGGUUUGUGUGAGCCGUGGUGAGACACUGUGGCUCUUCCUCUGGGUGAGAUGGGAAGGCGGGGGGAGUGGUUUGACCAGACAGGCUCGGGUCCAACUGCUUUUAUUUAUUUUUAUUUAUUUAUUUAUUUAUUUUUAAAUUAUUUAUUUAUUUUUGGCUGCGUUGGGUCUUUGUUGCUGCGCGCGGAUUUUCUCUAGUUGCAGUGAGCAGGGGCUACUCUUCCUUGCGGUGCAUAGGCUUCUCAUUGUGGUGGCUUCUCUUGUUGUGGAGCGCAGGCUCUGGGCACGUGGGCUUCAGUAGUUGUGGUACGUGGGCUCAGUAGUUGUGGCUUGCAGGCUCUAGAGCACAGGCUCAGUAGUUGUGGUGCACGGGCUUAGUUGCUCUGCGGCCUGUGGGAUCUUCCCAGACCAGGGCUCGAACCCGUGUCCCCUGCAUUGGCUUAUGUAUUCUUAACCACUGUGCCACCAGGGAAGCCCUAAUUUUUUUUUAAUUUUUAUUUUUUGGCCACGCUGUGUGGCACGCGGGAUCCUAGUUCCCCAACCAGGGAUUGAACCUGUGCCCCCUCCACUGGGAGCAUGGAAUCUUAACCACCGGACCACCGGGGGAAGUCCCCCGACUGCUUUUAGAAGGACCCUUCUGGCUGCUGUGUGAGGGACCAGAGAGGGAAGUAAGAAGCUGGGAGAUCAGUAAGGAGGUUGUUAUAACAAUACAGGCAGAAGAUAAUGUUGGCUUGGACAGUGGAGGUGGUGAGAAGUGGUGGGAUUUUGGAUAAAUUCUGAGUAUGUAUCCAGCGGAAUUUGCUGACAGAUCAGAGCUAGAGAGGACUUAAGGAUCUUGACUCUAAGGUGUUCCAGGCUUCAGUACCUGGACGGAUGAAGCUGCUACCAUUCAGUAAAAGGGGGAAAGAUGCAGAAAGAACAAGUUGGGGGAUGGGUUAAAAAUUUUCAAUACAUUUAAGUGUUUAAAAAGUGAGUCAGUUGAUAGAAAAAUGUUAAUAAUAAUCAUGACACAUGGAUAAGGCCAAAACAGUGACAGCUAAAAUUGUGGAUAGAGUGGGCCAGAUGUGUCUGUGCUUCCUUCCAGUUCUAAAAUUCUGCUUUGGUGAUUUCAGACCUCUAAGUCUCCCACUCAUGAAGAAUGGGAACUUGACACUCAGCCUAGAAUGUAAUGGAUGCAGAAGGAAUGCCAGGAGAGGAAUCCCUUAGGCUAGGCUUACCUGUUGUUAAUUUGGAAGGACUUGGAAAGUUCUUGCACACAUCCUGGCCUCCUAGCAUUGCCUCAUUCACUCACUCACUGAGCACUUUCUGCCUAGCAGGCCCUGGACACACAUAGGACAGCUCUAAUGCCCCUUCCCUCCCCAUAGAAAUCAAGCUAUCCCCACCCCUACCCUGGGCCUGGCUACUCCAUGAUCCUGCACAUGGCUGGAGGUCAGGUGAGCAAAUGGCUUUGAUAGCAGAAAUGGUUUUGUCUCUUUCUUCAUGUCACAGGGUUCCCAUAGUUACCAAGCUGGAAAAAAAUCCCCUGCCUUUUGUAGAUGAGAAACAAGGCCAGAGAAGAAAGCAACUCCCAUAGUCCACAUCCAUUCCAUUAGCAAAUCCUUUCAGCUCUACUUUUUAAAAAAUUUUAUUUACUUAUUUAAUUUUGGCUGUGUUGGGUCUUUGUUGCUGCACGCAGGCUUUCUCUAGUUGUGGUGAGCGGGGGCUACUCUUCGUUGUGUUGCGCAGGCUUCUCAUUGAGGUGGCUUCUCUUGUUGCGGAGCAUGGGCUCUAGGCGUGUGGGCUUCAGUAGUUGUGGCUCACGGGCUCUAGAGCACAGGCUCAGUAGUUGUGGCGCACGGACUUAGUUGCUCCGCAGCAUGUGGGAUCUUGCCGGACCAGGGCUCCAACCUGUGUCCCCUGCAUUGGCAGGUGGAUUCUUAACCACUGUGCCACCAGGGAAGUCCUCAGCUCUACUUUAAAAAUAAAUUCUGAAUCUGACUGCUUCUCUCCAGCUUCCCUGGCACCAU